AAAUACGUUAUUUUAAGACUCGUACACAUUUUGUGCUACAGAUCUGAGACACAGCACCCGCAUCUUAAAACAGAUUUGGAUGGUGAUAUAAAAACGCCACAGAUUUAGGCUCCGGGGAUGUUGUAAGUGGAAAAGCAUGUGUUGAUGAUCUCGAAUGGAAAAAUGGAAGCAAUCAAGACAGAUUUACGUCUUUUACUGGAGUGUCUGAAGUACCAGAUGAAAUGGCCAGACUCCCAGAAACAAGCUCUCCUCACCAUCCUCUCUAUCUGCAAACAUAACGGUCAGUAUGUGGAGUUCUUCAUAGAGAUCGGAGGGAUUUCAUUCAUCUAUAACCUGUCAAAGUCUAGCUCUUACUCUGAGGUUAAACAGACUGCUCUUUUUACACUUGCAUCCUUGGCUGAGUUAUAUGAAAGCUGUAAGCAGACGCUGUGUCGGGAGGACACUUUUCGUGAUUUGGCGCAGCAUUUGGAACAGGAAAUGCCUUUGACAUACAAAAGAGUUGCAGUGUACAUGCUGGGUGUCCUGGUUGCUAACAACAGAUGUGGCCAGACUUUUGCUAAGACCUCCAGGUGUAUUGAAGUCUUGCUCAAUUUGUUCAGGAAUAGUUUUCCAGAGCAGAAUGACUCUUAUGAGCAGACACAGUUUUGGGCCGCUGUAUUCAGUGCUCUCUGUGGCUCUGUUAACAACCCUCAGAAUGAGGAGAAUCAGAAUGCCUGCACGUGUGUGUUUACCCUGGUUAUAAAAUGGCUACAGGAGGUGACAUUGCCCCGAGCAGAAUUGGCACAGCCUAUAUGUUCAUUUAUUGGCAUGACUGUGGCAAACAAUGACGGUGCUCAGGAUUAUUUCGUGUCAGUGGGAGGCCUGGAUUCACUCUCUAACACUCUUACCAGAGUUUUGCCUCAGUCUGCGCACAGUGCAGCUGCUUGUAAGAUGGCCACCGUAAUUACUAAAACACUGUCCGCUUGCGUCUCCAGCAAUGAGUUGUUGAUGCCUUGUUUAUCGAGUUUGAGGGUUGUUCCAGGGCUGUUGUCUCUAUUGUCCAAUCCAAACCUUGACCCUCAAGGCCAGCUCGCUGUGAUGGUGACGAUUGGUCAGCUCACUGAUGCGUGUGUGGAGCAUCAGUCUCAGCUGGUGUUGUCCGGAGGUCUGACUCUGAUGAUUUCACUACUCACUGAGGCCACUGAUGAAGAGGUCAAGAAAGCAGCUAUGUUUGUACUUUACACUUGCAAGAGAAUCACUGAGACGUUAUGUGGAAGCAUGUCUGUUAAGCUAAGAGAGGAAUGUGAUAUGGAGAGACACUGGCAGUCAGCUGCGGACAUCCUCCAGAGAAUAAAGCAGCUAGAGAAAAAGCUGGAAAAAGACAACGAAAGCCAGCACAGCGGGCAGGAGUCGGGCUCAUCUGUGGUAUAUGAUGAAGAAUGGUUGGAGGGCUCUGUCAUACGCGAGGUCAGAGAUCAUCAUCAAGCAUGUGAGGUGUUGUGUCCACCUUCUGCUGGAAAUCCGGAUCAACCAACAACAAAUCCAAGAACGUAUAACCAAGAAAGCAUGCAGGGUGUCCGAAAGCAUGGGAGUUCUGCACAGUAUUUGGGUCCUUCCCAAAUCACUCUUUAUCAACACCGUAACUGUGAAAAAGAAAUAGAGGAAGAGGAAAUGACAGAACCUGAGAGCUUAUUUCAGAUGACUGAAAUGAGCAAUGACCGGGAGACAAAGACAGAGAUGUAUGUGAAGAAGAGGAAAAUAAAGUCUGAAACAGUAGUGAAGAGAUUGAAGAUGAUCGCGGCCCACACUAAUCCACACUUGGGAGGCGAUAAACCUUCUCAAAGCUGCAACACACCAACAAGGGGCGGCAGAGAUACGAAGGGCCCAGAUAUUUUCAAACAUCCUGAUCUCAGGAAGAGAGGCCAGCGCACACAGACUCUUUCUGAUGAUGAGAUCUCUCUGUGCUCCGAGCUGUUGGACAAAGAAAUUAAGAGGUUUCUGAAGCCACCAUUCACCUCUAAAUCCAGCAGCUCACGCUGUGCAGGCUGUGUAAAACUUAUGCACGAGGUGGACAGUCGUUCCUUUGGCGCUGUGAUGCGUGGCUGCAGGCAUCACUGUGACUUUCAUCAGGCGCUUCAGGAGGCUGAGGAUCAUUACAGGAAAAGCCAGCAGUUAGAGAGGGCUAGCCACACUCCAGCACAUGCUCACAUCAACACACACAGAGAGGAGACAAAAAGCAGAGAGUGGGACAGAUUUUUAAGUCUAACGCCCCUGAGAAGGCAGUGUGAAAAAAGGGGUUCAAACAUUGAAGAGAAAUUAGUUACGAGAAAACUCGAGAAAUCAUUUGAUAAGUGCACCCCAAAAAGUACUUCAGGCAGACGGAGAGACAGGAAGAAUUGGUCUGCUGAAGAGCUGCUCUACCUCAGUAUGGGUGUGAAGAGGCUUGGUCACUCCUGGAACCCCAUCCUCUGGGAAUAUCCCUUCCAGAAGGGACGCACCAAUGUAGACCUGGCCAAGAAAUACCAGUGCAUGCAGAAAGCUAAAGCUCAAGGUUUGGAUCUGUCUUAUGCAGGGAAUCUCUAAUGUGUACCCAGGGACACUUGAAAUGGAUCGUCUUGUUUUCUGUUAUCAAACUGUAUGCAUUUGUCGAUUUUUGUUACGUUUAGUUUAUUUGAAUUGUGUGUUGUAUAUGUAAUAGAUACAGUAACAUUUGGUAAUGUUGAUUUUUUUUUAUGUAUCGCAUUGUUUUUGCAAAAAAAGUUCGAACAUGUAGUCUUUCUUGCACUAGAGACAAUUUAGGUUUAUAUAAAGCUUGUUAUAUUUUUCUUUGCACAAUUACAUUUAUGAGACCAAAAACUAGAGACGAAUGGAAAAAGAAAUUUAGGUUUAUAUAAAGCUUGUUAUAUUUUUCUUUGCACAAUUACAUUUAUGAGACCAAAAACAUAAGUCUUACAUAGUUGUCUGUUACUGUUGUGUGUUCUACUUGAUGUUUGUGUAUAUCGUAUUAUAUAGAUAAUACUGUAUAUAGUGUUUAUGUAAAAUAUAAAAAUGCACCCAUGUUACAGUGGUACUUUCCCCAGAGCCCAUAUCAUCUAAAUUUAUUACAUAGAGAAUGAGCCAUGUCAUUUCCUUGAAAUUUCAGUAAGAGAGGAAAUGGCUUAAUAUUUCAUCACAAACUGUUCGCAUUUAGUACAAAACACUCAGUGAAUUGAUGUUCAUGUGAAGCUGAAGUUUCUUGGGGUUAGAGCCUUAGAGCUGAAAAAUAUAUAUAUUUAUAACUGUCCCAUGAGACCUCUUCUCUGUGGAAAGAAUGCUGCCCUUCCUCCCCCCGGAGUACUUCUGAGAAAACUUUGAGAUGUAUGCGAAUGUGAGAAAAAGAGAUGUUGUGCAUGUUAAACCUCUUAAAACGAAAAACUCCAAGAACAGAAGGUAGAAAUAUGUCAGUAUUUCCUAGACCAUCAAAGUGUGUGUGGUAGGAUAGUUCACACAUUUGCCACAUGUUUUGAGUUUUGUUUGUGUUCCAACAUAUUUCUAACGUCAGUGUAGUGACAGUUGUAUCAAUGAAUGCUGUUUUUUAUUCAGAUGUUUGGA
Molecule: messenger RNA, 3570 nt
Organism: Triplophysa rosa
Lineage: Eukaryota; Metazoa; Chordata; Actinopteri; Cypriniformes; Nemacheilidae
Gene: terb1
Product: telomere repeat binding bouquet formation protein 1
Exons: 21
Coding region: 145-2562 (805 amino acids)
Biological process (GO): homologous chromosome pairing at meiosis; meiotic attachment of telomere to nuclear envelope
Source: RefSeq, a predicted model, not a curated record